UUUUUUUAUUUUAAAUACAUUUUGAUGUAUUUGUGCCCAUCUCUGACCAUAGCGUAUCAUAUGCACAAAGUCAGUUUUUGCAUAUAAAUAGCACACCAAAUAGAAACAGAAAAUCGUGCCAUUGAAACACUUUCAUGAGAUCGGAUUACAAAUUGAGUUCACUUUCGGAUCUUGACGAGUAUCCAAGUAAACACAGUCGGUUACGUCUUAAAUAAACAUAAAUAGCCUAGUUACGAAAAUAUUGGCUGUGUGUCAGUAUAAGGGAUCCAUGCAUUUCUUAUAUUAGGCUAAUAAUGUUAAUCAGACAACAAAAGAAAAACAGAAAAUCAUUCACUGCUCUUAAGUAUUUAACUCCUGUAACUUUACAUAACUUUCUAAUCAGUAAUUGUGUAUGUUUACUUCAUACAGUAAUACAGUUUUCAUAAGCACAGUAAAAUUUAGGUAAUUUGUAUCGUUGUAUCUAAUGGUCUCUCUGAGGGCUCAGCCCCCCUGAAGAUGAAAUCCUAGAACCGCCCCAAGUGAAUAAUCUGAUACCUUUAGGCAGAAAGGAAGAUUCAUGUGAAAAAAGUUGAGGUGUCAGUGAACCAGACUAUGUCUGAAAAUCUAUGGAAACUUGAAUUCAUCAAAUCAAUUGCUAAUAUGGAAGUUUGUGAUGUUGUUUUCCCUCCAAAAUGAUGUUAACAAAAGGACUAAAAAGGACUGAAAGUAAAAAGUCUCAUGUUUCUAAUCUGAAAUCUCUCUGAACACCCGACUGGAACAAACUCUCUGCAAUCUCUUCCUCAGGCCAAAUUGAGAGCGUCUGCUUCGGUUAUUCUGGAAACAGACACAGUUCAUCUGAGCUGUGAGGAUACUGAAGAUCUGAAGAUGGAGAUGGAGGAUUUCUUGUUGAACAUUUAUGUCACUGCAAAUUUCACAAUGUUUUUAACAGGGUCAAAUGUAAUGUCCACUACUGAAACCACAAUAUACAGUAAAACUGCAGCAUUAACUGUAAUGUCCACUUCUGACACCACAACAUACAGUAAAACUGACAUCCAAUCCAAGACAAGCAUGACAAAGGAAACCAUGCUUUCAACAGCAGCAUCCAAUCAAAAAGCUCCACAAAUGAACACUGUUAUUUCCACUGAAAUCCCAGUGUCCUGCAGAACAGAUGCUCCUAAUGUUCCAGUGACUCAUACUGAAGGUCCACCCACUCCACAACACAAAGGCAUUAUUCUGAUGCUGGUUUUCACUGUUGUUGCUGUAAUUUUGUCUGGACUCAUGGGACUCUUUUGUCUGUGUCAGUUUGCAAGGAAAAAAAGAAGAAAACGAAAUACAAGAAGAUCAAUAAAACCUGAUGUGACAAGUCAAGGAAUUGGUAUGAGUUGUUCUGGAUCUGCAGAGACAUAUUCUCUGAUCACUUCUGUACCAGCCACAUCUCAGCCCAUAUCUGGAGGCCUCGAACACCCAGAGUCGCAUCAGGACAGCACAGCAGAUCCCACAGACACUCACUCUAUGAUUACAUCUAUAAAUCCAAUUUACCAGCCCUCAGAUGUUUUGGUCAAUAAACAACAGAAAGGGGGAAAUCCAGAGGAAAAUGAGGUAUGUGUGGACGAAACCAAAUUAGACAUCCAUCAAGAACACAAUACUAACACAUUUACUAUCGUGUGUGUAUUUUCUGUCUUUCUUUCUUUUUCCGUAAGAAUGUUUAUCAUCUGUACUCCACGAUCCCUAACAAACCAGUUCACUCGAAUGCAGGAGAUCAAGUCUACAGUUUGGUCAAGAUGCACCGAUGAAUCUCAAGUCUGUUUUUAUUAUGUAGAGCCACUUUAAGUAAAUUGUCUUUACUUGCAGACAAAAACAGUAGGUGUUUAUUUUCAUUAUUCAUUGUUUGGUGUGGAAUAUACCGUGAAGCUUAUUUAUUCAGCUUUCAGAUGACGUAUAAAUCUCAAUUUCGAAAACUUGAGCCUUAUGACUGGUUUUGUGGUCCAGGGUCACAUAUGUGUACUUAAUAAAGUGACUAUAAAGUGAAUGUGUUCCACAUUUUUAAGUGUGAUGUUAUGAUCUAGUCUUUUUCAAGUGUAUACAAUUUAUAGGUACUAUAAGUGUUUAUAGCAUAGGUGUUUAUGUUACUUUUACAAAACUACCUUCCUUCCAAAUUUGCUGUCUGUUAAAGUGAAUAUAGCUGUACAUGUGGUCACACGAUCUACAUUCAUCUUCAUUGAAAUGACCACACAAUGCUUUAAAUAGUUUGUGGUCUGAAGUGCCGCUUCCUUAUUCACCCAUUGUGAGAGUCUCAUUCUGUCUCUUUUCUCUCACUCGCUGUAAUGGAGUUGUUCAUCUUCAUAGUUUUUCUGCUCCUGAUGGAGGUUCAGUCUUACAGCAAGUGAUCUCUGCUGUUUAAUGUUGUUUAAAUAAUUAAG
Onychostoma macrolepis is the source of this 2399-nucleotide messenger RNA. RefSeq lists its product as uncharacterized. Lineage: Eukaryota; Metazoa; Chordata; Actinopteri; Cypriniformes; Cyprinidae. Bases 865 to 1809 code for a protein of 314 amino acids. The transcript has 12 exons. The record is from RefSeq and is a predicted model, not a curated record.